AAAGUAGAAGUACUCAGAUGUAUAUAUAUAUAUAUAUAGUAGUACAGAUAUAUAUAGAUGGAUAGUUAAACUCAUUUUUUUAAACGUUGAAAUAGUGCAAGAAGAGACGGAGUAGGAAUGAAAUAGAUGAUAUAAGUAAUGCAGACAAAGUUAACAUACCUGUCAAAAAUAAAUAAAUACUAAAGCAAAACAAUUGCAGAGAAAGAUGUAAGUGACCAAGUAAAUGCAGGACUCUGUAUACAUGUAAAUAGAAGGUAAACAACAGAAUGUGAAAUACAAUACAGUUUAAGGUAGUAUUAAGUAAAUUGUGCGAACAGCUGGAGGCUGUGAAGGCUGCUUACAGAGGGGUAAUACUGCACUGAGUGGAAAAGGGGAAAUCAAAGUGUAACUGAUUAAAUAUCUGAAUGUUUCCUGCAUUAAUUCCACAUUACUCAUGUGUUAUUUCUCAGCAUCUCCACUGUGGCCUGCCGCCUCUGGUCCCUCCCUGUGGUGUGGGUCACACUAACCUCCACCCACCAUCCCACCACCGACUGCCAGUCAACACAAGCGGCAUUCCUACAACCUCAAACCCCUUUAGCAGAACAACAAAGGCCCCUGUAAGUCGAGAAACACUGAGAUUUUUGACGCUCCUUGUUUAAACCACACAACGCGCUCCGGCCUGUUUCCAAUCUGAGGACAUGCGUGAUGAAUUUGGGGAAAUCAUCUGCAGCUUUGCCGGUCCUGCACAGCCCACCCAGUCCGGACCCAGACCCCUCUGCCCCCGGGGUAUCAAUACGAUUAGAGGCAGGAAAUGUGGGAAUCCCCAACAAAGGGCUCCAUCAUUAAACACAAACAACCAGAGGCCUCCCAACAAUACCCGAAGCGCCCUCCUCUCCUCUCUGCGCUUUUAUGUCUCUAAGAGUGAAAAUCUAUGACUUUCAUCCCGAUAGCACCCCUCUGCUGCCAUUAUUAAAGAAGAUAAUCCACGGGGGUUUGAAAUGAGAGAGAGUUUCUACCCAGACUCAAAUAUUAUUCCUUCUCCAUUUUCACACAUGGUGGUAUUUAUCGAUAUUUUGUCAGAGAGGACCGAGACUCCUGUGGGAUUCAAAGACCGUGCAUGCAGGCGACAAAUUAUUAUUUCCCCAGCAGCAGUAAAUCACUCAUUGCAGUUUUCAUCCUCUGUUUGUUCGUCUGACAAACAUGUAAUUGUGCAUCAAGUGUGCGUAAAGAGCGGCUGCAGGAGCCUUCCAUGGAUUAAGGCUUAAGUCCCUGCCUCACGUAGAGAAGCGUUUGGGGAUUUUCCCCCUCGGGCUGUAAACUGAUCUGAAGUGUCCAUCAUCUGGAGUGGAAAUUAAAAUGUGUAUUUAUGGUGUUUUAGUAUCGUUUUCCAUCAGCGUGGUGCGUUUAGCUGCAGCCUUUCCUUCUUUGGUUCGAUUUCAAAUGUAAGACAAAGUGAUUUUCCCAAAAGUUUUUACGCAAAAUAAACAACUUUUAGGAAAAACUCUCAUAAAUAUUAUUACAAAUGAAAUAUUUUUUGGUAAAACUAUGACAAUAACUUGCCUUUUUCGAAGUUUUAUAAACAAUGUAUACUUUUUGAACUUAGUAAAACGUUUUUUAUUUUCCAUAAUUUGGAACAUUUCUGUCACUUUUUAAAACAUUUUUAAAGCAGCUGACAAAUCCACAGCCUAAAUAGAAAAUGCGAACUGCUCUCUAAAAAUAGCCUUCUCCAGAUUCCCUUCUCAUGAGGAAGUUUUCCCUGAAUGGAUCUCUUAAUGUCCGCGUCGAUUUGGCACCGCUGUGCCGCUGAUGGGGAGGCUGGUACAGGCCUUCUUGGUACCCUGUGCGUCUUUUUCAUUGGUCAGAAUCCCUUUCCUCGUGCCUCACCGUGACAUCACAUCCACCUCCACCCGAGCCACAGGAAAGCAACACAGAUUACAGAUGAUGCUGGACACCUCGAAGGACGUGCACACUUUUACGCUUUUACGCACAAUCACUCACUGACCGCUCUGCUGCGCGUAAAAGUGCCCAAAACAAAGGAUAUCAUCGCCUGCGGUUUGGAGAGUGGAAAAGAGUGGACCGCGUGUUGAAGAGCUGGAGGAGUUGCACGGAUCCUUUUUUUUCUUUUUUUUUGUGAAUGAAGAUGAGUCGUGCUUAAAAGUGUGUUGAUAAAGUUUUGGAGAGGUUGUUACUCCUCCACCUGUUGGCAGGUGGCUUUGCCCGCGGACAUCUACUAUGACAUUGGGUUUGGAAACCAUGGAGGAUAUUGUGAUCGACGUAGUGGGGGAAGGACUCAAAGACAGCGCAGAGGAAGAGCUCCAACCUUUGGAUGAGUCGCACAGCACCGAGACCAAAGAGCGGGACGCGUACAGCCCCGAACCCGGCUGUCCGUCUCCGACUAAAGGCAAGAGUCCCGCCUCGGUGAAGCCUCCGUACUCCUACAUUGCUCUGAUCACCAUGUCCAUCCUGCAGAGCCCGAAGAAGAGGCUCACCCUCAGCGAGAUCUGUGACUUUAUCAGCCAACGCUUCCCCUACUACCGGGAGAAGUUCCCCGCCUGGCAGAACUCUAUCCGGCACAACCUGUCUCUGAAUGACUGCUUUAUAAAGAUGCCCAGAGAGCCAGGGAAUCCGGGAAAAGGCAACUACUGGACCCUGGAUCCGAACUCCUCGGACAUGUUUGAGAACGGGAGUUUCCUGCGGAGGAGGAAACGCUUCAAGCGGCAACAUUUCCGCUUCGAGCAACUGAAGGAGCAGCAGCUGGAGCCCAGCGCGCUGCACGGGUUCCCACAUUACGCAUUUGGGGCCACGGCUCUGCAGCUGCCCAGCCUGGAGAUCUACCCUUACCUGCAUCACCACGCGCACUCACACCCGUGCAACCCCGCGUCCAUCCCCCCUGUCAGCAGCCUCCUGCCCGCGCUCUCCAGCUUCUUCUCCAAGACUCACCCCGGGUUCGAAGCCUUUUCCCCGGUUCAGUGCGCCGGGUUCUCCCCUCCUCUGAGCUCCAUGUUCGGCUCCCCUGCGCUCUUCCACCCCGCGGCCUCCCCGCACCUCCUCACCUUGCACCAGGAGUAUCAGAAGCUACAGACUGCCAAUAAUAAGUGAGCAGCUCACAGGACUCAGAGCUUUUUCUCAGAAUGACAGUCGUUAAAUAAUCCUGGGUUUCGGAGCAUGGAAGUAUUUAUUUAAUUUCACUGAGGGUGGGUUCAGAUGGAUUACCCAGAGCUGGAGCUGUUGGACGGCUCCUUUCCUCACAGUCUGGCACCCGGCGAGCGCCUGAGACAAACACACACAGAUUGUUACCUGAUGCUGAGC
Eleginops maclovinus (Patagonian blennie) is the source of this 3288-nucleotide messenger RNA. It is a transcript of the gene foxd7, whose product is annotated as forkhead box D7. Lineage: Eukaryota; Metazoa; Chordata; Actinopteri; Perciformes; Eleginopidae. The record is from RefSeq and is a predicted model, not a curated record. Gene Ontology annotation, biological process: cell differentiation; regulation of transcription by RNA polymerase II; anatomical structure morphogenesis. Gene Ontology annotation, molecular function: DNA-binding transcription factor activity, RNA polymerase II-specific; RNA polymerase II cis-regulatory region sequence-specific DNA binding. Bases 2212 to 3078 code for a protein of 288 amino acids. The transcript has 3 exons.